This is a messenger RNA of Arabidopsis arenosa, 697 nucleotides long. Lineage: Eukaryota; Viridiplantae; Streptophyta; Magnoliopsida; Brassicales; Brassicaceae. The record is from the annotation of a GenBank genome assembly.
AAACCCUAAACCCUAGGGAAUGGAGAGCGGCGAUUACGACGUUGAGACGAAAAGAGAGAAGCUUAAAUCGGUUCUCUCUCAUCUCCUUGCCGAUCCGAUUCUCGCCGACGUUCCGAGGAAUCCAACACUUUCUGAUGUCGUCACUCUUGUCAGUCUUGAAAAGGGAAGCGCUAUGCGUCUCUCCGUCGUCAAGCUCGACGGCUCCUCCCUUGAUGUGGCGGUCAUGAAUUCAGCUACUUUGAAAGAUCUGAAGCUUUUGAUCAAGAAGAAAGUUAACGAAAUGGAACAAGCAAACAUGGGUCAUCGCCACAUCUCUUGGAAACAUGUAUGGUCAAACUUCUGUCUUUCGUGUAAUAAUGAGAAGUUGCUUGACGAUAAUUCUCUUCUUCAAGAUGUCGGAAUCCGGAACAAUUCUCAGGUGACCUUCAUGCCAUAUGUGAUGAAGAAGGGUCGAGGAAGACACUCAAAGAGGAAGAAGCAUCGUCUCUUUCGUUCACUCCACAAGACUUCUUCUUGAAGCCUUUUGUAUGUUGGUAACCAAUACCAGUGAGUCUCUUAGCUUUACUUACAUGUUAGAUAGCAUUGGUAGGUUUGAUUCCAGGAUUUUCGAUCAGACAUAGUCAGGUCAUUCAAAAGUUGAGCUACGAAUUAAGAGAUGAAAUCAUUAGAUACUUUUCAAGAAAGACUAGGUUUUUUC